GACGAUCCAGACGCCCUGCCUGCCCUUGGAGUGAGUCUUGUGCAGGCGAUUCGCGGUCUAAAAACUGGCCAGUCUGAUUUUGGCGCCAGCGCCGGCGGUGUUGCGUCAGUCCCUCUCGCUAGUCUUGCUGCUGGCCUCCAGGCCUUGACAACAAUAUGUCCUCUGAGGAUAGCGUGGCUAUUCUGCGGCCAUCUUUGGGCAGACACCGGUCUUAUGGACGCCUUUUUGGCUGAUCUGCGCGGCAACCGGAAUGGCCUUUCUUCGGGUUGCAAAGCCAGUGGUCGUCAUGGUGGCGGCAGUCUUCUCGCCUCCAUCGAGCCAGCCUGGCAGUUUACUGGCUCUCUGAGCGAAGCAGUAGGUGAUGGGGUGACUCCUUUAUCGGUCGUCAUGGCAGAGACGGCCAACAAGUUACAAGAGGGGUUACCAGGUGGUCGGAUGGACGUGGUGACGAGAGAGCAUUUGGUGCCAUGCCCAGUCUACAUCUCGCGAUUGGCACGACGAAGCAAUACAUUAGCGCCUUCCGGAGCUGUCCAGGCCUGCAGCUCCGUUUCCGCUGAUCGUCUUAAUUCAUGUGGCCAUAGGUACGCUAAUCAGGCCCAGUAUACCACUGGGUCUGAUGUAUCUGACACGGUUGGCAAGAUGGAACAGUUUCCCUGGUUGCCGACUCAUUCGUUCAGCUUGCAGCCGCAAUUUCGCCUACAGGCCUCCUCUUCGGCGCCCUCCCGGCUCGUUCAACUUGUGUCCCCGGCCACAUCUCAUGGCCCUUCAUUACCGGUCUCUCCGAAUCCCGGAGACGGGACCAUCCUGGAUGCACUUUUGGACGCAGCAGACGAACCCACCGCACCUGCGCUAUUCCAUAACUCCACCGUCACUGCCGUCGUCACCAACCCGACGGCCUCAACCGUCCCACUUACUUCUGCUGGUUCAGGCUCGGCAGUCAGCCUUCAGCUGCAUCGACUGCGUUCGCUGCUUUCAGAGCCUGGCGACCGUCUAACGACUGUUUUACCAUCACGUCCACUUUCCUUUGGCUCCCUCGAGCUGUCCUCUAGUCGAUUGUUUCCUAGGCUCCCGACUGAGCAUAAGCUGAACGCAACUGAACCUAAUGAGAUGCCAAUCAACUUGGCAUGA
Molecule: messenger RNA, 1128 nt
Organism: Protopolystoma xenopodis
Lineage: Eukaryota; Metazoa; Platyhelminthes; Monogenea; Polystomatidea; Polystomatidae
Source: the annotation of a GenBank genome assembly